GCUAUAAUGAAAGAUGAUACGGCUACAUUGAGUUCUUUGGGAAUUGGUCCAUCUUCAAAAGUACUUUUAAUGGGUACUAAACCAGACGACAAAGAUUUAGUACAAACAACAACAGGAUCACCAGAAGAGCAUGCUUUGAUAGAAAGAAUUUCGCAAUCCAUUGAAAAAACAAGGACAAACUUAAUUCCACAAAUUGAAUCAUUAGAAACUUCUGCUUCUACUUUUCUUUCUAAUCAAAGUACUAAUAAUGAUAUUGAUAAGACGAAAUCAAAAUUAAUUGAUACUCAUCAUUAUAUUAUAGAAAAUUUAAUGCAAACUCUUCUAACUUUAGAUGAUGUUGUUUGUCCCCCUGAAUUUGAAACUGCUAGGAAAAAAAGACGAGAAGCAGUUCAAUAUACUCAAGGUUUAAUUGAUAGAGUCGAUAGUGUUAAAGACCAACUAUUGCAUACUUCUCCUACUGAGGUUAAAAACUAA
Rhizophagus irregularis DAOM 181602=DAOM 197198 is the source of this 474-nucleotide messenger RNA. RefSeq lists its product as uncharacterized. Gene Ontology annotation, biological process: protein stabilization. Gene Ontology annotation, cellular component: cytosol; nucleus; membrane. Gene Ontology annotation, molecular function: protein-folding chaperone binding; adenyl-nucleotide exchange factor activity. The record is from RefSeq and is a predicted model, not a curated record. NCBI's taxonomy places the organism in Eukaryota, Fungi, Glomeromycota, Glomeromycetes, Glomerales, Glomeraceae.